Messenger RNA from Salarias fasciatus (jewelled blenny), 2188 nucleotides. RefSeq names its product poly(rC) binding protein 4 (gene pcbp4). Gene Ontology annotation, molecular function: RNA binding. Bases 240 to 1613 code for a protein of 457 amino acids. The transcript has 14 exons. NCBI's taxonomy places the organism in Eukaryota, Metazoa, Chordata, Actinopteri, Blenniiformes, Blenniidae. The record is from RefSeq and is a predicted model, not a curated record.
CGCCCUGCGCUCCAGUCUGCUGACACACCGGGAGGACGCUCCGCGCUACGGCUCCGUGUCAUUGGACUCUAUGUGGAUACAAAGCCCGGCCAGCACUCAUCCAUGGGGAUAGUUUAGCGGGAGCUGCAGCCCGGGAGAUCUUUUACAUGAAAACAGAGCUGCACUGAAGGACCUCGGAGAGCCGGAGAACGAGCGCUGGCCUGGGCUUGACUGCGUUGACCAGCGAAUGAGCCUUGUUCAUGCGUCUCCCUGCGUGCCACUCCCACACCACUAUGAACUGCGAGCAGGACUUUGGCGACGGGGGCUUGGGAGUGACCCUCACACUGCGACUGCUCAUGCAUGGAAAGGAGGUUGGCAGCAUCAUAGGAAAGAAAGGAGAAACUGUGAAACGAAUACGAGAAGAGAGCUCGGCUCGGGUCAAUAUCUCAGAGGGAUCAUGUCCAGAGAGGAUCAUCACCAUCACCGGCUCCACGGACAGCGUCUUCAGAGCCUUCACAAUGAUCACGUACAAACUGGAGGAGGACCUGACAGCGCUGGUGGCCAACGGCACCAUCAGCUCCAAGCCACCAGUCACCCUGCGGCUGGUCAUCCCCGCCAGCCAGUGUGGCUCGCUCAUCGGGAAGGGAGGGGCCAAGAUAAAGGAGAUCAGAGAGAGCACUGGAGCUCAGAUACAGGUGGCUGGGGAUUUGCUGCCCAACUCGACUGAGCGAGGAGUGACGAUAUCUGGGAAUCAAGACUCCGUAAUCCAGUGUGUCAAGCUCAUCUGCACAGUAAUCCUGGAGUCUCCACCGAAGGGGGCCACCAUCCCCUAUCGACCGAGCCCCUCACCGGCUGCUCUCCUCAUCGCAGGGAACCAGGUGUUUGAAGCGUCAGACUUCGCGCCCCACCCUCUGUACUCAGUCGCCCAGAGUGGCCUGGAUCUCCAGCAGGCCUACACUUUGCAAAACCAAUAUGGCAUUCCACAUUCAGAGCUGGCCAAAUUGCAUCAGCUUUCAAUGCAGCAAGGCCUGAGUCCCAUUGCCCAGCCUGCUUCCACUAUCAUGCCCGGGAUGGACUCAAACUCUCAGACAUCUCAGGAGCUGCUUAUUCCCAAUGAUCUGAUUGGCUCGAUCAUCGGGCGUCAGGGCACUAAGAUCAACGAGAUCAGGCAGGUUUCAGGAGCUCAGAUCAAGAUCGGCAGCCAGCUGGAUGGAACAAGCGACCGUCAUGUCACUAUCACAGGAACACCAGUCAGCAUCAACCUGGCCCAGUACCUCAUUACCUCCUGUUUGGAGACCGCCAAAUCCACGGCACAGGCCGCCACCAUGGCAACUCCAGUCGACCUCAACAUGGCCUUCACUCAGCCCGCCUCCCCGGCCGCCUCCCCCGCCCCCGCCCUGGCCACCGUGGGCACCCUGACCCCGGCCCACAUGCUGGGGACCCCGUACGGCGCCAUGCCCCUCUCCGGGCUCCUGGGGGUCAAGUCCGUCCCCUUUCUGACUCUGUCCAGCCCCGCCCCCACCGUGGCCGUCUCUGCAGCGCCCUCCCACUCCACCCUGGCCGCCUACACCGCCAAAAUCUCCUCAGCCAACUGCAUCAAAAAGCCAGAGAGACAGAAGUUUGCUCCCUACUGAUGAGGCCUGUGGAGAGUCCAGUGAAGAAUCCACCGGCACACACACGCUCUGGACUUUUUACCCGAUGAUGCACCAACAGAGACGAGACCAAUAGAGACGUGGACAAAGCUAUUAAAAGUCAUUUACAAUUCUAGAUAAUUUGUGAGUUUCCCAUGAAUUGAUGGACCCGCUUUCAUCGUCACCUCAUCACUGUUAUUGAUCACUAAAAGCAGGGCUGGAGCCUCACCUGAGAGACACAUGUUCACUGACCUUUACGUGUGUUCCUCAAGUUUGAGAUCAGCUGCAUAUUUAUCCUCCAAUAAAUUUGUAAAUUAUACUCAGAUGACAAAUGCUCUACUGUAUGAUGCUUUUAUACAAUGUCUAUGUUUGCCUCUUGAAGUUUUUAAGAAAAUUUGUAAAUGUCUGGGGGGUGUUUUUUCUUUUUUUUCUUUUUUUUUUUAAUAAUCUGUGCUAUGGUACUGUACUUUACUUUGUUCAGUGUUAUGUCUGUUUUGUUGGGUUUUAUUUGAAUGUGCAACUUGUUUAAUCUUUAUUUAUUAGUAAUGAUUCAUUUAUUAAAAGUCUUUGGUUCCUGA